AUGAAGUUGGACAAGAGGCUCGAGGUCAAGGGGCUGGCGCUGGGAGGCGGCAUCGAUAGCUCGGGACGACAGCCCCCGACGGAUCCCUGCUCCUCCUCGGUCGUCCCGUCAGUCUUUCUGCUCUCCUGGACAGUUCCACCGUCCACCGUGGCGGUCCCCUGCGAGUCGAAACUCCUCAGGCUUUUCAGGCCUUUCAGGCUCCUCUUCACUCGGACUUUGGCUCGAUUCGGUCCAGUUACCGCGUCGGAACCAGUUCGGUUCGGCUCCAUUCCCCGAUCCAUCGACCUCGUAGAAGGCCAAGGGUCCAACGGGAUUUUGCGCAAUCGUGCUCAUCGGCUUGGCGUUUGGGACAGGGGUCAAGGGGGAAUCAAGGGGAAGGACCUUCGGCUUCACUAUGGCGGACAAUACCUAGGCCUCAUUGCUGUCAACUCUGACGAUCAAUUCCAUUAUCAAUCCAUUGACUCGUGCAAGUUGUGGAAGGGUCAGAUUCGGGGCUCUCGGGGGCGUUGUCGGGAGUGGCGAUGCCCCGAACUUUCCAUCUCCACCCAGUUUUCGGGCACUCGCUGUUUUGGUGUUCUCUACAUAUCUCUCGCCUACGGGAGCACGAAGGGAUGCUCUGCGUCCUCGAGUACGCCAAGUCGCUUCACGGCGCUCUCCUCUGGUCCUGCGCCAGCACCUGCGUAG
Sodiomyces alkalinus F11 is the source of this 684-nucleotide messenger RNA. RefSeq lists its product as hypothetical. The coding region runs from base 1 to 684 and encodes 227 amino acids. The transcript is spliced from 9 exons. The record is from RefSeq and is a predicted model, not a curated record. Lineage: Eukaryota; Fungi; Ascomycota; Sordariomycetes; Glomerellales; Plectosphaerellaceae.